GUUUGAAACCUUACAGAUGGAUUUUAUUGAUUUGCCUAAGUGUCAGUGUUAUAAACAUGUACUUGUUAUUGUUGAUGUGUUUUCUAGAUGGAUUGAAGCCUUUCCAACCACUGAUUGCACUGCUUCUACGGUGGUGUCUAUUUUAUUACGGCAGUUUGUUCCUCGCUUUGGGGUUCCAAACACCAUCAGUUCGGAUAACGGCCCUCACUUUAUUGCCGCUAUCAAUAAAGAAUUGUACCGACAGCUGGGCGUAACCCAGCGGCUGCAUUGUGCUUAUCGCCCACAGGCUGCAGGAAUGGUGGAACGCUUGAACCAGACCCUGAAGACCAAGCUUGCCAAGCUGGUGGACCAAUCGGGCUCCACCUGGGUUAAAAUGUUGCCUGUUGCUUUGUUUCAGAUCAGAGUCCUUCCAGCAGGGAAGACAAGGUUGUCUCCUGCAGAGAUCAUCUAUGGCCGACCCCUGCGCACCCCCUGGACAGACAUUAUCCUGGCCACAAUGACAUUGCAUCACAUGACGGAGGAGAUGAUACGAAAUAAAUCGCUGAGAUGAGGGCCUUCGUGGCAUUAAUAUGUGUGGCGACCACUGCAGGGUUAAUCGGUUUCGGCUGGAAAUGGACAAAGCCUGAAUACGGACGGAACAAACGAGGAAAGAGAGGGAAACGAGAAAACUCCAA
This is a messenger RNA of Amblyraja radiata (thorny skate), 674 nucleotides long. Its product is annotated as protein NYNRIN-like. Gene Ontology annotation, biological process: DNA integration. Gene Ontology annotation, molecular function: nucleic acid binding. NCBI's taxonomy places the organism in Eukaryota, Metazoa, Chordata, Chondrichthyes, Rajiformes, Rajidae. The record is from RefSeq and is a predicted model, not a curated record. Bases 17 to 550 code for a protein of 177 amino acids. The transcript is spliced from 2 exons.